Molecule: messenger RNA, 15804 nt
Organism: Xyrichtys novacula (pearly razorfish)
Lineage: Eukaryota; Metazoa; Chordata; Actinopteri; Labriformes; Labridae
Source: the annotation of a GenBank genome assembly
AGGUGGCGAUGUGACUAUCUCACAUUUAUUUGUCAACCUCGUGAAUCCAACGAAGGAGAUGUGCCUCAGCAACAAGCCUCCACAAGCUGCCGCUGUGCCACACAUUUCUCUGUAGUUUUGAGUCCCUUUUUGAGGACUUAAUUCCAUUCACUCGUCUUCAAUUAAUAUCAGUAGAACCUCUGGGACCUCGCUUGCUGCGGGGUAAAAUGGACACAGGUCUGAAAUUAAAAUGCGGAGGGUCCACCGCCUGAGGUUUUAGAAAGGACGCUAGCAUGAUCUUUACGUGGCUCUCAGUUGGUAUUUAGCUGGUUAGCUCAGAGGCUAGCUGGUGUGUGUUUGGCUAACGGACUGGGUACGGUGGCUGCUGAGAUCCUGAAUUAUCGGCUAAAGCGUCUUUGAUUUCUACCUGCUUGAGAUGAGUCUACUUGGAUUUUUCGGACAGCAGUUCAGAGUUAAUUUACCACAUCCUGUAAGCUCCUUUGUCGGAUUAGCACUCAGCAGUUGAUCUGUUUGGUAGUAUUAGCGGUAUGGUUUAUCUUCUUGUUUGAUGGGGCUUUUACGGACCAUGAUGCCGCCUAAGAUCCAGCUUUUGGCUGUUUUGGCGUUUGGAGUGGCGAUGCUCCUUAUUGAGAACCAGAUCCAGAAACUGGAGGAGUCCAGAGCCAGACUCGGUAAGAAGAAAUAAAGUUGAACUUUACAAGCAAUGUCACAUAAUCUGAAUGUUCUUAUGUAAAGCCAGGAGCAGGAGGGCUCAUUUAAAGAGGACCAUUCUCUCUCUCUCUCUCUCUCUCUCUCUGUCUGUCUCUCUCUCUCUCUCUCUCUCUCUCUCUCUCUCUCUCUCUCUCUCUCUCUAACGAGCUGUUAAAACAUCAGAGCAAAGAUAAGUAGAUCAGGCUUAGAUCAAACUAACAAUUAAAGUCAGUGUUAGUGGAGGAUUGUUUUGCUCCUUGUCACAUCACAUGUGCCUUAAAAGUAAAGCAUUACAAAUAGCUAUUUUGUUUUCUAUUUCUGACACUGAGAAACACUUUCUUACAGCCAACAUGUUGACGUUUGUUGUUGGCACAUAACCAGUCAAACACAGCAGAAUAGUUUAUGUCUGUCAAUACAGACUCUUUGUGCUUUUAUCAGCUGAUAUCAAUACUGUGUUGAGGAUAAUAUACCUUACUUUGACGUUGUCACAGAGAACUGCAAAAUAACAUAUGUGUUUCUAUUGGAGCAUUGCAAUAAACAUAAUGUUACAAUCAAAUGUAUUGCAAUAAAUGUCAGAAAGUAUUUUGUGUAAAUGAGCGUGCUUUCCCCCAAAAAAACUGUGCCUGCAUUUUAUCAAUUGGAUGGAGGCCAGGGUAGAAGUUGGCCAACAUUGUUUUUAGGGCCAAAAAAAAAAAAAAAAAAAUACAGAUAAUGCUCCUAGUAGUUUGUGGAGCGAUAACCAAUGUUUGUAACCAAUGUGCAUUGACAGUGAAAAUGAAAAACUUUGGCAAAAUAUAAAAUUGAAAAUAGUACUAACUCUGACACUACGCUUUGCUUCAAUGCCUCAGCAAAUGUUUGAUCAAAAACUGUAGUCAAACAGAUUUUAACACUGAACCAGUACAGUACACCACUGGGUGCCAUCUAGCCUAGCCUAUCAGAACGUGUUGUAAGCAGAACAUUACAUGUGAGAUGGAGUGGUGUAAGAAAAGAUACCCAGAAGCAGACACACUCACAGUCAGUAUGUUUACAUGCAGUUCAAAAGAAUGAUUUGGAAAUCCCACACUGGGCUUUGAUUUGUUUAAUAAGCUAACUGCUAGGAGUCUGGUCGAGCUUUUAACAAACACGAUUCCCAAAGUAAGCUUUGUUAUUCAUUUAGAAUCAUGAAGGCAGACCCCCUAUUAAAUGGACCUUUAGCAAUAAGGAAAUGCUUUAUUUAUAUUAUCAAAUAUCACCCACAGUGGACUAGGAAAAAACGUUUUCUUUUUCAUUUGACCAGAUUCUCAUUUUUAGCAUUUUGCAUCUUUUAUUGAAUCAGUCUUGUGGUUUAACUGCGGGGCAUCAUACAUUUCCCUCCACAUCGGGGAUAUAAUCAGGUUUAACAGACUGAGGCGGAUUAUUGUAAAAAUUAGGGCAGGUCUACAAAUUAGAGCAAUGAACCAAAACCGCUGACCGACAUUUAAAUGAUUGACAUUGAGCCACUAUCAGGACCAGUGUCUGAGCUUGUUAAUCUUUAAGGAAUAAAAAGCUAAUGUUGGCGACUUGGCGUACAGCACAUUAGUAAACAAAAGAUUCAACAUUAGCUCAUGGCAAACAGGAGACUUUAUAUGAAGAGUUCUGCAUCGUACCUUUGGAGAAUGCAUCCACGAACAACAGAGAGUAAACAGUAACCAAGUGCAAUAUAGUCUGUGAUGCCUACAAGAAAAGAGAAAUUAAUUACGAAGGGUCAGAACACCAUCCAUCUGCCUUCACAUGCAGUGACAGUGUGACAAACAUCCUGCAGACACAUGGCCUCUCUCAUGAUGUCAGACACUGAAGCGCUGCUGCAGGGAGUCUGCAUUAUACUGAGUGACACACAGCUGUUCAUAGAGACACUCACAAGGCCAUUCCUGUAAUUGGCUUUAAUUAACAUUGCAGCAGAGAAAAGGAGUGGGAGAAACACUUUUAAUUAUGCCUCCUGUCAAUGUUAUCAUCAAAGGCUUAAUUACUAGUUUCGCAGUUAUUGUGUUUUGUUGUAUUUCUUAAUUAAAGCAAGCUAACAAGCUUGACUGGCCUUAAUUUUCAAACUACUGGUUAAUUUAUACAACAGAUGUACCUUUGUCUUUGUGUUCAUUAUUGUGUUAGUGGCCUCACACACCUGCUGUGUUUGCAGCAAGAUGAGAAAAAACAACAAGCGUGAACUAACUUUGAGCUCAAUGGAAUCCAGGCAGCAGACAAUGCAAGAUAGUGCACAACCAGGUUGAAGAUUAUAUAAAUCCUCUUUAGAGCUGCUCACUAACACAUGACUUCACUAUCAAAACUAGUAGCAUUGAUGGUAUUCAUGUAGGUAAAUGUGUCUGUUUUGUCAUUCCAAAUUUUAAAACUGUGGCCCCAUAAAGCUGUCGAUUUAAUCACCAGUCAAGACCUCAAGUCCACUUGGAUUUUGUCAAUCGGGUCUCUGCACUUUUUUGAGCUGCAUCCUUGUCAUGAAGCAACACUCAGGGACAUGAGCAGUGGUCUUGUUAAAAAGCUUAACUACGUAUGUAAACGUAAUGACCGCUGCCAGGUACUCUCAUCCCAUCUUUACUCUGGGGUCAAGUCAACAACAAUCCUGUUUACAAGAACCAGGGAAGAAUCUUGAUAAAAGCAGAAGCAUGUCUGCCUCCCCUACAGAAGAUCGUGAAAUUCCCCCUUUUAGCUUGUUACUAUUGGGUCAUCUCGAGAUUAAACUACUGUGUAUCAAAACAAGUUAGCAAGAGGCACAUGGGAUGUACGAUCAACGAUCUAAACACCGUCACUUCUACAUCUCUGUUCUGUUUGUUUGUACAAGAAGGAAGUUUAGCCUUUCCUUGUCCUCACAAGUGUCUCUCUUUUGAUCUUUAAUUUUGUGAACCUUUCAGUGAGCUACCAACUAACUUAAAUGUUGGUUUUCAGAAGUUUUUAUCAGGGGCCAAUUUAUUCUCAUUCAUUCCCAAACCAAACUUGGCCAGGUGAUUAAAAACGGACACAUGACGAAAUUGGGGAGUUUUAUGUUUCCUCAAUCUCGCUACAAGAAGACUGUAAGCUGAGCAGCUGUUAGCUCAGUGUAGGUGCUUGGUUUGUAUUUAUUUAGUGUCAAUAAUAUGAGGAUUUUAAAUGAUAAUUCGAUGAGCUGAUUUGUCUGCAAAGUUAUCCCUGUCUUCCAAACCGAAGAGUCCGUAGAUAAACUCCUAAAAAAUACUCUGAAUAAUGCAGUCUCAGUUAGUAAAACAGUAUCACCAAGACUCAGUCUUCUGGGGCUGUGAACGAUGAUCCGCUAACUUUGUCUCAAAGUUGAUGAACAUUUUUUUUUUUUUAAUUCAGCUUAAUAUUACAAUCAAAUCUAAAAAAGAUACCUUUAAACAAAGCACAUUUAUUUGCUGAAAGUUUGUUUCCAACUUGCAUUCAGUGACUUUUAAAGCUUUGAGAUUAUUCUUAAAGCAAAAAUGAGACUCGGUGCUGAUCAAAGUUUCUGUUUAUUGGCAGUAGUCUCAGAUUCGCAUUGAAUAGCCAAAUCUAAAGAGCCUGACACAAAUCUGAGUGAGAGGAGCCCUAAAAGUAUCAAACUUUUUUUUACAUUUUUAACAGAACGGACUAUUGCCAGACACGAGGUGACUGAAGUGGAGCAGCGUCACAGCGAGGACUCUGGCCGGGACCUGUCCCCACUGGCAGAAAAAGAUGAUAUGGUCAUCAUCUACAACCGAGUACCUAAGACAGCCAGUACCUCCUUCACCAACAUCGCCUAUGACCUCUGUGGGAAGAACCGCUUCCACGUCCUGCACAUCAACACCACCAAAAACAACCCCGUCAUGUCUCUACAGGACCAGGUAAAACCAUCAUCCAAGACCGGACUUUAAUGCAGUGUUGCAACAUGAUCAUAAAGAUGUCAAUAUUUGAUUAAAGCAUUCCUGCUUAACUCUCCUCACACAUUUGCUGCCAAUAAAGGCAGCUAGAGUGAAACAUGACUCUACCUCCACCACAGGCUCAUUUCUGUCAUCAUACUUGCAAAACAGUUCUCAAUACAACAAAGAAACAAAGGCAGAAGAGUCCUUUGUUGGCCUAACAGAGGCUCAGCUUAUGACAGGUUUGUGGGCACUUUGAUAGUCAAAACUGAAGCCCAGGAAUUAAAAAUAGGCUAUUGUUGUGCCGCCACAGUUAUACUUGCUGCAACAUGAAAUGUUUUCACACAAAUCUGCCUUUAAUACUUUGAAGAAUGAAAUAAAUAAGGACUUUGAACACUGCUCUUGUAACAGGCCUCACAUCUGCACUGUGAUGAACUCCAGCAGCAGUGUUUGUUGGUAAAGUCUCUGAUAUAAACUCUGUUUCUCUGAUGUCCUGAACAGCAUCUGACAUCGUUCAAAUCUGUCAGUGAUUCAUGUCCAAGAAUAUGCAGAAUAAAAGGACAGAAAGUACUUAGCUUAGAAAUUGCAUGGUCUCUAUGCAAACCAGUGCACUGAGUGUUUUGUAUUGAUGAAGUAGAAGAAGGAAGAAGAAAAAUGAAGAAGGAAAAAGAAAAAAUGAAGAAGAAAAAGAAGAAGGAAGAAGAAGAAGGAAAAAGAAAGAAGAAGGUGGAAGAAAAAAAGAAGGAAACAGAAGAAGAAGGAAGAAGAAAGAAGGAAAAAGAAGAAGGAGGAAGAAGAACCAAAAGAAGAAGAAGAAGAAGCAGCAGCUAUAAUUAACUGAAGUGAAGUUUGCAGUUAGAGGUCAGAUUCCCCUCCUGCUCAGAAAAAGAACAAAGUAAUGACACCAGCUCCUUCAAUCUGAUAUUAAAUGAUGAAAAUGGUGAUUUACUGCCGCCCUUGGCUUUGAAAUUGAAGGGAAAUGACAUGUUUAGUCUAAAGAAGUGUCAUAGCCCUUUAUCAAGACUAGGUCAAUGCACCUGUGGACUGAGCAAUGGCAGCAGUUAUCUUCUAGUGAGAAGUCAGCUCAGUGAAGUCUGGCCCCACUCUGAGUUUGUAUGUUAUCAGUUUGUGGAACAAAUGCCUGGUGAAUUAUACAGCUGUGAUGUAAAUCAAAAAAGAACAGAUUCAAGCAGAGAAAUGCCAUUAACUCCCAUCAAUCAAUUGCACUUAUGUUAUGAGAUUGUGGUGAAUUACACCAGCACUUCCCGGAGACAAGAGAGCAACAUAAAAAUCUAAUCCUGCAGAGUGAGUUUGCAGUUAAUGCAUUGUUGCAUCUGUGUUAUACAAGCUUGAGAAGAGCAUAAAAACAAGUUAAAUUGGUUAAAAUUCUAAAAAAAAAAACAAAAAAAAAAAAACAUGCAACAAUUAAUAGAUCAAAUGCUCUGACAAAAAAGGAGAAAAUUCUGCACCAUAGGACUGGAAGAUCAGGUGAGUUGAGUGCAAAACUUGUCAUUCACAAGUUUGUGCCACUAUCAGAUCAGUAUUGGAAUCAGCCAAUACUAUUGGCUUCAAUAUUGGUAUGGUACUGGAAGUAAAAAAGUUGUAUUGGGACACCCUUUUUAAAGAUGGCUAGCUACUUACACAAAAGUGAAAAAGAAAUGUGGCUGGUUGGGGUUUUUGAUUUUUGCCUUGGAUCUAGUCUGUUGUGGUGAAAUACAGGAUCAGUUGAGUUGAGCUCACAUGCCUGACAUAGCUCUGUUGUAUUGAAGUAGUCUCACUGCAUUGUUACUAAGUUGCUGACAUGUGUGAGACACUUGUUUAUUACUCCUGUGGCAGAACAUAUUUCUUCCUGACUUGUUCUCUCUGAUAAGAACUUUACAUAUGAGCAAAUAUAUAAAAAAAACAUAGUCAACAACUUAGUAUGUUUUAUGUCCUGAGCAUUUAAUAGCAUUAAAUACUUUAAUUUACUGGUGUACAAGCAAGUGCUUUGUUCUGAUGUUUUGAAAACACAGGACCCUGCAUGUCAGGCUUGAUCAUAAAAUAAAUGACAUUAACUCUUAGGGUUCAGGCAGCUGACAGUGACAGCGUAAUUGGUCAGUCUUCAUGUGUCUUAUUGGCUGAUUCAUGGAGUUUCUAGAGUGUUUGACCUACAGCAGCUUUAUAUCGUGGAGCAGUUUCGACUUAUGAGUGCUGGACAGACUCUUAUACCAUGUAGUGUUGCGGUACUGCAGGACAGGAGUGAAAAAGAAAAACGAAACAAGAAUUUUCCAACUUGCUUGAAUACUUAAAGCUUAUGUAGCUUUAUUACAUAAAUAAAACACACUUCCCAUUAGAUGAAACCAUUAGAGUCAAAGAUUUUCUCAGCUUGUGUCAGUUGAAUCUCUGUGUCUCAUAUAGAACCUGUGUGUGCACGUUUGAAAAACUAGAGAAUAUAGGUGGCGUCAGCACACAUUACAGCCUGCUCCACUGGCUGCUUUUGUAUUUCUAUCAGUGCAGCUCAGGAUACAUAGUGUGAAUGCCUCUAAGCUAAACUGGUGUUAUUUCUGGCUGUUGAUGCCAAGGUAAUAUCCUGUCUGCCGUCUCACAACAGGCCACCCCCUCCAUCCUGCAAACAGUCUCUGCACAGGGCGAAAGGAUCAGUCCGCUGGCACAUUUCACUCCAGGAGCCUUCAGAGUUGUAUCCAGUAAUAGCAUUUAGCUAGGUCCAAACUUGUGAACACGAUGGAGUUUGUCAUAUUUUUACCCCCUCAAACCGCAGACUGUGUCAAAGAUAUCAGUUAUAAAAAGAGACCUAGUGCUGCUCUUAUUAGGAAAUAAAAAGGACGACAGGCGGAAACUCAUCUGGUUAAUCUUAACUCAUUAAUAUGUCCACCUUAGUUUGAUGGAAGAGUUACAGCGCUGAAACAUUUUAUAAAUUGGAGAUUUCAGUGUGAUUUGUGUUUAUACCUUGGAAUGCAGAUGAAAUUUCCACCGCAGUAAAGUGAGCCAAGUCGCCCUCACUGUUAAUAUAAUUGUACCUCCACAACUUCAUUCAGAUAUCCUUUCUGAAAUCUCUCCUGUCACUCUAACCAGGAUGAAGAAUUCUUUGAGCUGCUUUCAAAUGUUUCCAGGCCACAGAGUUUGCCUUUAGGCUUCAAACUGUCUCCCCUAACUUUGUCAUGGAAAGAAAGACUGCAGACGUAACAAAGAGCUGAAAAAGAGGUUUUGUCAGGGGAAAAACCAGUUGUAAAAUUUUUAUGAAGCUUUGUUAAGUGAAAAACCCACAAUUUGAUAUAAAGAAGAGAAAGUCAACACUACUAUCAGUAGUAAUGAAAAUAUCACAUCAUUCCACUUUGAGGGUACUUUCAGUCUAAAACCAGAUGCAAUAAGUAGCAUUUCCUGCUCAAAGGCCACAUAUUGCACACAGUAGCUUUUCAUUGUUUUCACCAACUAUUUGCCCCUGGCCCAUCCACAACCCCCCCCCCCCCCCCCACCUAAAACAUAAGACAGAUCCAUCUUCUCACUGUUUUGUGUGCUCCACCUUUUAGGAAACUUGCCCCCAAAAGGCUAGUUGUAGACCCCACCCUCAACAACAUUUAGGGAACCAGCAACACCUCCAGGCUGGAGUAACCCACCUCAAGCCUGGAGUAUUUCCCAUCUUCUUAGUUCAUGUUGCAGCCAUCGUUGUUUAUUCCCUGCAAAGACUGGUAAAACAAACAAUGUUGAGGGUACAAGAAAAGUAUGCCUUUUGCUCUGUUGUUGGCUGCAAAAAAAAACAAUACUAAAGUCUUCAUUUAUUUCCCAAACCUGAGGAUCUAAGGACCUAGUGGGUCCUUUUGCUUUUAUGAAAUGUAACAGAAGUAAUUAGAAAGAAUUGGCUGUAUGAAGUGUGAUGUCUCAUGUUCAAUAUUUGCCCUUCUCAUAUUGAUGUAAAUGCAGCUGGUUAAUACCAUAGACUGUAUAUACUAUGGACAACUUGCUUCCGCCUCCCACCUGUAUACGGAUUUGAAGCCAAAAAGCUUCAAAUCCGUAUACAGCUAUUCCCGGGAUUUUCCUGAAACCAGCGCUGCACAAUAGUGUUGUGCACAUUCGGCGGGAGAGUCGCAGAGAGUCACUGUGAUGACGCUCGGCUCAAACAGCGUAUCAUGAAACAUGAACCCUGUAAUAACUUUCAAAAAUUGGAGCUGCACAGAAAAAAGAGGACUUGAGCACAAACCAGUCCUACAAUAACUAUAUGUCAACAUCGCAGGGGGCGGGGGGAAUUUAUGUUCUGUGUAAUACAUUUUUUAAGUUUGUCCACAGCACUAUAAGCUUUGCUGGCGUAGGCAGGAUUUAUGACCUAUACUGCAGCCCAUCAACAGAGGGUGCUGUUCUCAGAUUGGCUUCACCCAGCGAGGAGGCAGACUCUGUCCAUUCUACAUACAGUCUAUGGUUAAUACUGAUGUCAUUCCUCAUGAUCUAAUCUUAGGAUCAUUGUGAAAUGUGACAUCAACAAGCUUUGUCUACCUGUUGAUCGUCUGUCGUGAUGAGGUAACAUUGAGCUGACAGAAUUUUCUUUGAGAAUUUUACACUCAACAUUUAUAUAUAUAUAUAUAUAGGCAGUCAACAAGGGGAGCUCUAAAUAUUUUGUAAGGGAGGGCUUAUUUUGUUCACCAUCUUCAGUGUAUGGUCAGAACUGAAAGAAGGAAUGUAUGGAAACAUGAUUUAAAUCCAUUUUCACAGUUUUUUUUUUUAAUAAUGCAUUAAAUUUCACUGUUUCAAUGCAAGACCUUGAUAAAAGCAAAUGCUAAUUCUGUAUGCUUACUAAUGUUGGGUGUUACAUGAACAAGGAAAAAAAAAACAAAUGCAGAUUUCACUGCAUAAACAUGCACUUGUAGUUUGUUCCUUAUACUUUCCUUAGACAAGAAUACAAAUCAAAAUCAACUUAUGAUCAAACUGGAAUAGAUUUCCCUUUUUACCUUGAUUGAUUUUUUAUUUAUUUAUUUAUUUAGCCUCAUUAAAAUGUGUUUUCUUAUUCUUCACCUUUUUUAAACAUUUGUUUAUUCCAUCUCUGAUGUUUUUGCUUUGGUGGGGACAGCUGCAUCCUACACUCAACAUUUACACUGUAUAUCAUUGUACUAAUAGUUGGGGUUUUUUUCAUUGUCUUCCACUUCGGAUGGCGUUUUUUAUCAUUAGCCUUCAUUAUCUCUGCCUACAGGUACGUUUUGUCAGGAACGUCACCUCGUGGAGGGAGAUGAAGCCCGGCUUCUACCAUGGACAUGUGGCUUAUCUGGACUUUUCAAAGUAAGGCUCUUACUUUAUCUUUAAUACCUUUAAUUUUCAGAUAAGUUACAAUAAGUUAGCAGAUAAAAUGAGCCCAUGGAUGGAUCUCGAAGGUCCACUUUAGUGUUGAUUAAUGCCUUGUUGUCUGUAUCUUACCUAAAACUGUUAUUUCAGUGGUAAUGAGCUUCAUGGUGGAAGCGUUCAUCAGGCUCUGUCAGCUCACAGUUUUUCUGCUGCUGUCACACAUUCACUGACGGAAAAGGAAGUUUUCUUAGUACCGCAGAUAUUUAAAUGAGACUCUAAGUGUGACAGCUUGAGGAUUUGAUUUCUGCUCAUUUACUGUCCAAGUAAUGUUAGAAUAUUAGAAAAACAUUAACUGGUUUCUUUCUUUUUAGAUAUAGUGCAAAGCGUAAGCCAAUGUACAUAAACGUGGUGCGGGACCCCAUAGAGCGUCUGGUGUCGUACUAUUACUUCCUGCGGUUUGGCGAUGACUACAGACCUGGUUUACGGCGAAGAAAACAAGGAGACAAAAAGGUCUGUAUCUGCAAUCUUACUAAGGUGAUGCUGUUUGUCUGCACACAGAUACAUUGCAGCAAGUUACUGUGUUUUCUUUCAGACCUUCGAUGAGUGUGUGUCAUCAGGAGGGUCCGACUGUGCUCCGGAGAAACUCUGGCUGCAGAUCCCUUUUUUCUGUGGGCACCAUUCGGAGUGCUGGUGAGUGGGCUGUGCUUGUCUCCCCACAGGCCUCAUUCCAAGCAGCAAAUCUGAAUCUGUGCAAUUGCAGGGAAGUAUUUGCAAUCACACAGCUAACGUUGUUAAACAAGCUGCAGCCAGUAACACAUAUAGAAAGCAUCACUUGGUAUCUUUCACACAAACACACCUUAAAAAGUUUCCAGUCACACAUGAACCUCAGGUGAGGAAAUUCACCUGUGAGAUGGAGUAGUUUUCCCCCCAUUGCAUCAUCAGCCUGUUUUCCCUUUACAGUAAGGGAAAAAAAUCCUGAACAUCAUACUGUCUCACUGUAGCAUCCUUUGCUUUUGGUCUCAACCAGCAACUGAGGGAAAUAUCUUACUUUUUUAGCAGCCAAAUGCUCUACUUUGUUAUUCAACUGCAUCUACCUCAAGAUUUCCUGCAGUAUACAUUUACAAUCAGUCUAUUCAGCCCUAAAAUCUCACUGUAAACAGCUGUAUGUCAAAUAGGGCUGGGGGAUAAACCGAAAAUUUACAGAUACCGAAAUUUACGACAGUAACUGAUGCCAUUUUGCCGAUAUCUGUAUAUUAUGUGUCAAAAAAAUAAAAAAAGUUUGUUUUGGAUGUGUGUAGGUAGGCUAUGGUCUCAUGUCCCUUUAAGAUGCUUUCCUACGUCAGAGACGUGACUCCACCCCAUCCAGUCCAUAACAAAGAGGGAAAGACAGGUGAGGAGAGGGAAGACAGUUCAAAAGUUGUAGCGGCUGAAGUAGAUGAAGUUAAUGUGGGAGGGGAUGAGCAGCUUGUGGAGUAGUUAUGGUCCAUUUAUCGUUAUGGAGGUGAACUGCUUAAUAUAUCGUUAUAUUGAUUUGAGGCCAUAUUGCCCAGCCCUAAUGUCAGACACCAAAGAGCAGUCCAAAUGAGGGGCCAAAAUAGUUAAGUUGUUGAAAAAAUCAUUGACUGAAAUUACGAGUUCUGUAAAGGGCCAUUUCCCGAGAAUGAGAUUCUUUUAGAUUGAUCUAGAUCACCAACGAGGGUCAUGAUGUCUACAAAAAACAGAUCUAACAAAGGGGUAAUAUGCUAUUCAGUGAAAAGGGAGGAUCUCGGUAAAAACAAGCGUAAUUAUAGGACUUAUGGUACUUUCCAUACUUUCAUUUCAAAGAAGUGCCAAUGAUUGUGAUGACCUGUUUUCAGAUACUGGCAGUUAGCCAUGUUAGUUGUUUGUACUUACUAGCUACAGUUCUGUACAUUCACUCUAAAGUACAGUACACGAUUAACCUCCAGCUAAUGAUGGCAAUAUUGUAGCACUCAUAUAAAGACAGUCACAUGUUGUCCGUACAUACAGUGCCUCUGGGGUCAAAUCUAUUUUCCUUUUUCCCCUUUUUCUUUUUUUUUUCCUUUUGUCUGAUGCCAAGCCCAUCCCUGUACAACACAUUGUAGGACAUGACAUGUACAAACAACCCCACACACACACACACACACACACACACACACACACACACACACACACACACACACACACACACACACCACACACACACACACACACCAGUAAAACUUGAGUCUUUAGCUUUGCUUUGAAUACUGAUAGAGACUGAUCAUGCCUUUAAUACCUUAAGGUAGAGUGUUUCAUAAUGUUGGUGCAUAAAGGGAAAGGCAGAGGAAAAUCCCUGAAGCCUACAUCAGAGCAGUCACAGUAUAAACACAAACUGAUUGAUCUGAUUGGUUCCAUGUGCUGUUUUGUGCAGGAAUGCAGGCAGUCGAUGGGCCCUGGAGCAGGCCAAGUACAACCUAGUGAACGAGUACCUGCUGGUGGGAGUCACUGAGGAGCUGGAAGACUUUAUUAUGAUCCUGGAGGCAGCGCUGCCACGCUUCUUUAAGGGGGCCACAGAGCUCUACAGAUCAGGUUCGAACACAAAACACCCCCUCAUAUUCAACCAUUCAUAUUCCAUCAUUUUGAAGGAACCAUUUUUCUGCUAGUGGUGUCGGUUCAUGAGCUCUGUAGGCUGUUAAAUAAUAUGAAGUAUUUAUGCGUCUGAGGUUGUCUAGACUGACAGACUCAUUAAACCCUCUGAUGUUCCUCCAGGAAAGAAGUCCCAUCUGCGAAAGACCACUGAAAAGAAGCCCCCAACCAAAGAGACCAUCUCCAAGCUGCAGCAGUCUGACAUCUGGAAAAUCGAAAACGAGUUUUAUGAGUUUGCACUCGAACAGUUUCAGUUUGUUCGAGUCCACGCUGUCAGGGAAAAGGAUGGAGAACUUUUUGUCCUGGCUCAGAGCUUCUUCUAUGAAAAGAUUUACCCAAAAGUGAGCUAAACAUGCAGCGAGGACUGAAAAUGACUUCAGAGGGACUUUGUCAGGACUGUAGUCAAAGUCAUAUACACUGGGUGAAAAAGACACAAAAGCUCAUCAAGUGAUGCUGGCAACAGAAGAUCUCUUUCAGACUGUACUUUUUUUUAAUGAGGAGUGUCUAAUUUUUGUAAUGCUGGUGCAGCUUUUGAGAAGACUAAACGCAGAUCUCACUGUCAAUCUGAAUGCUGAGAGAACAGAGGGGGAAACAGUCUCUGAACGUGUCUGAAAACUCAAACAGAAGCAGCCUUUAAACGUAAUAAUGUCCUGCAUUAGAUUUUGGAUGGACCCUUCAAAACACAAGUAUCAAACUUCAUCCAAGUUUAUCAAUUUAAAAAGCAUAUUGAGUUUUUUUUUUUCCCUCGUCCUAAACAGAAAACUGUUACCUUUUUUAUGUUCUGCACAUUUUCCUUUUUUAAUGCACAAUUUCUUGUUUACAUAUUACAGAUUUUAAAACAGCUAAACUGCAUUUGUACAUAGUGUUAAAAUAUGCGGUGACCACGUUUAAGGACCAAACGGGAGCAGAAGAUAACACAUUGGACCAUUGCAUCCUUUGGUGCGUGAUUUAAUUUUUUACCCCACUGAGAUAUUUUCGAUUUCAGACAUGGAAAAUGUAUCAUAUCAGUAUCUUAUCACAGAGAGAGUCCAUCUUUUAUACAACUAACAGCCAACUCUGUAAAAGGACCACAGCCAGAGAGGAGGGGGUACUAAUCCAAAUAAAGGAAAUGUUAGGUUUACAGGGUUUACCAGAGCUUUGACUUGGCCACAGGGUCCUUUUUAAGAGAAGGAGUCAGCCAGAGGUCAGAGGUCAAAUUGAUAGUGCCUUUAUGAUAAUGUUAGGGAGUUUCUUUCUGUCAGUUUAAGUGAUCCAACAUUUGUGUUUUCCUUUUUUUUUUUUUUGUCUGUAUUUUAAUGAACUGCAGCUCCUGUUUCUUUUCUGUCUCACUCUUUACCCAUUAACAUAAAAACACACAUUAACACAUGAACGGAAACUUCUCGCCUCAGUUUGUGUUUUCGCCUUUUUUCUGCAAAGAGUUUUUGAUACAAGCUUUGUGCUUUAAUGUUUCUCCUAAAAGACACUCAGGAACAAGACAUAGUUUGGAACCUCACUGGGUUAUAUACAAGUUUAAUAAUUACAUUUUAAUGUUGAAUCAGUCGAGAUUUCUUAAAGUUCUCAAAGUUGUGAAUUGGCGCUAUAUAAAUAAAAUUUGAUUGAUUGAUUGAUUAAAAGGGGAAGUCCAGUGACUCUUUUGGAAUUUGAUAAAGUUUGGCAACCUGUUAGAGGACCUUCCUGUUCUUUGAGACACAAACCUGACUAAACUGUUCUUGACUUUUGUAGAACUCUAUAAAGAUCAGGCAUUUUGAUCCUUUGUUAAAAUGAUCAAGCUCCAAAAUCCCCUGCUAAACGAUGUCACAAAAUCAAAGUAGAUUCCUUUUUUUCCUUUGACCUGCCUGAGAGUUGACUUUCUUUAACUUUGUCAAUAUUACAACAACUACUAUUUCCAAACCUUAUGCAGAUAUGGCAUCAUGUCAAAUACCAGUGAUUUACACUUAAAUAGAGCUUCGUAUUCAAAUAAAACCUCAUUCUCACUCUUAUUUUAUUGAUCAGUUUAAAAAUGUAUCCGUCAAUGCUCUGCAAAGAUAGAAACCCUUCAAAUGAUGCCGCUAUUUUAAUUUUCAUUUGCAUUAUAGCACUGCCUCCAGACACCUUGUUUUAUCAAUAAUUGAUUAGUUUGGUGGCUGCUUGUUGUUUUGGGUCAAAAACCAAACAACAGUGAUAACAGGGUGACUCGAGGAAUAAAGAUUUGUCAAAGCUGUUAUCUGUGAAGCCAUUAUUGAAACAUCUCAUGUAUAACCCAAAUUGGGUACUUUAGAUUGAUUUUUAUUUUUACUUUAAGCUCCGGCAAGAAGUUUUUAACUACUUUUGAACAGACAAAACAAUGUUUUUGAAUAAAUAUACAAAGUAAACAGUACAUUUUACUGUUGUAUGCGAACAGGUAUAGUUUCCUUUUUACACAUGUAAAGGACAACUUUAGUAAAGUUAUGAGACAUCACUUUGUCCACAGGGGGGCGCCAAAAUUGACACAAAUGGAGAAUUCCUCACAGGGACUUUAACUGUCAUUUUGACAAUUACAUGGUCUGUUGAACAUGAGACAUGCAAUUACAUCCCUUCUGCCUUUUCGAUUUCACUGGGGUCAAACUCUUAAACAGCUGAGAUCAACACCCCCCCCACCCCCGAUUCUCCAGGUCUUUUGGUCUCUUUAAAUUAGGUCAUGUUUGCAGUGUUUAUCCAAACACCCCAAUCUUUGAUAUUCACAACAUCAGUUGAAAGCAUGUGAAAGUUCAGAACAUUGGAGUUAACUUCACCAUUUGAAGGUAGCGUAUUACAAAUUUAAGGCUAUUACAAAAGAAUGUUUUCAUUCUUUAUUUAAAUAAAAACAAAAUACCAUUUUAUAUACCAUCAAAUAACCAUUUUAAUGAGAUCUCUGUUCAUGGGCUGAAACUGCAGUCCCUCAAGUGGCCAUUUGAGGGACAUUUCCAAGGCCCCAGAAGCCACAUACACACCCAUUCAAAAUGUUUAUUUCUCUAUCUGUACAGACUGUUCAAUGAAGUUAAAUGAAAAAUAACCUUUUAAUGCAAAUCACUACAUACAUGUAGCCAUUGAAGUAUUUUUUUCAUUUGACAUUCUUUUCUUUCCAUGAUGACAGGUAAGGCACGGCCUCUCCUGCCUCCUUUUGACCGCACGUCACUGAUAUCAUCCAAUCUGAAUUUACCAUAGAAACACAUCUUAUCUUUUUGAGACGAUACGAUACAUCACCAGACAAAAUAUCACGAUACCAUGUUGUAUCGAUUUUUGCUCCCACACCUACUGCCAAAUGACAUUGUAACAUUGUAACAAUGGAUGUGAUAAUGAGUAAGUAUCCCUUUAAAUGUAACAGUAUAGGACUAUACUCAUCAUUUGCGACACCUGAUUGGAAUUUUUUAAAUAAAUAUUUGGAUGUUAA